This is a messenger RNA of Onychostoma macrolepis, 5989 nucleotides long. It is a transcript of the gene znf385a, whose product is annotated as zinc finger protein 385A. The transcript has 7 exons. Gene Ontology annotation, cellular component: nucleus. The record is from RefSeq and is a predicted model, not a curated record. Gene Ontology annotation, molecular function: nucleic acid binding; zinc ion binding. Lineage: Eukaryota; Metazoa; Chordata; Actinopteri; Cypriniformes; Cyprinidae. The coding region runs from base 1318 to 2475 and encodes 385 amino acids.
UAGUUCAAAGUAUUUUUCAAAAAUUUGUGGGUUUGGCCAAAUAAUUAUUUUGCUUUGUAAAUUUGACCAAUAUCAGAUGCUUUUGAUCAGCUGUAGAUAGAGCCGGGGUGGACAACAAUCUUCCAUUCCUCUACAGUCCAGCUGUAAUUUGUCUUUAACAUGAUUUGGCUUCUACCUGCCUGUCUGAGUCAAUGUGCCUGCAGGCACUGAGGCACCUGAAUAAUUUAUACCAAGCAGCUGGUUGUGGCGUGGAAGUGCAGAAAACCUCCCUCAGACACUUGCUUAUUCUGCAGAAUCAGGAAUUUCAGAGGCGUUAAAUUGGGGGGCUCGUACGCCAACUUGUUGCAUCUCACCUGCAGCCUCCUUCGAGUAAAGCCUCACUUUCUUUCACUCGCAAAAGGCGACGUUUAUGCGCACAGCUUGCCAAUUUUCCUCACUGAGUAAUGCAACUCCACGUGGACUUUUGGAGUUGAAACCUUUUGGCUGCGUGCACCUUACCUCUGAUGACCCCCUCGAAAACCUGUAAUUUUUUACCGUAAUAGCUGGAAGAUAUCAAUCACAAGGCAUUACGAGUUCAAAUAUUUUUAGUAGUUUUAUUAAUUUAGCCCGGCUCGCCACUGUAUUGGUUCCACAUGUGUUACAGAGGUAUGUGGCAAGAGCGAGAGGACCGUCAUGACGGGGGAGCUGGAGGAGGGCUGAAUUCUGCAGCUUGAGCUUUUGAUAGAAUGAGGGUGAUUUGGGGAGUGAGAAAGGAAAAAAAAACAGAGGGAGUGCAUGACAUUCUUAGUGCAUCUGGGCAAAAUAAGCAGUCAGCGAGUGAGCAUGUAGAACAGAAAGAGGAAGGAGAUCACUGAAAGAGAGCACAGGAAAGGACGACAGAAUUUAUUAUUGGAGUAAAAAAAAACGGGAAGGAAAGGAAAGAAAAGCAAGUAAGAGGCAGAGGAAAAUGAAGAGAGAGCAUCCAACCAGGAACGUAGUCUUGGCUUGCUGUGAAGUGUCAGGAAGGAUGGAGGGAGGAAUGGAAGGAAGGUGGAUGAGAUUAAGCAACGGAGAACGAGAAACCAAACCAUAACGGCAAGAGUGACGACCGACUGUGGAAAAGAAGAAGCAAAACUAGGAAGAGAGACAACAAUUCAUCAUAUCGUGGACCUGCAAACGCAAGAAUCGCUUGCUGACGUCCCCAGAAGGGGGCACAGAAGCAUGUGAAUGUGGGAGAAUCAGGUGGUGUGGUGGGACAACUAGGAUCCCUUCUGGAUAAGUGACACUCUCACACACACCCUCCCACACACAAACACGAGCUCCCUCACGGAGGAUCCAAUGCAGCUGCGAGAUCCAAGCGCUUCUGAGGAUAAGAAGAUGGAUCCUGUUCAGAAGGCAGUGAUCAACCACACCUUUGGAGUCCCACUGGUGAAGACCAAACGGCCAAUCAUUUCCUGUAAUGUCUGCCAGAUCCGUUUCAACUCGGAGAGUCAGGCAGAAGCCCACUACAAGGGGAACCGUCAUGCUAGGAGAGUCAAAGGCAUUGAAACCUCCAAGAGCCGCCCACAAGAGAGUGACAAACCUCCUCCUGGGCCCGUCUCAUCCCCCUCACCAACGGGACCCUUACCGGCCAUCUCAGAUACUGACCCCAGCAAAACAGAUGAGACGCGGCCAGCGCCACAGUCAAAUGGACCCGCGGUGGCCCCAGGGCUCGCGGCCAUUUCUGCUCCCCCUACCCCAGAAUCCCCCGGUCCUUCCGCCUGUCCUCUUCUGCCCACCCCCACUACCCCUCAACCACCUCCAGCCACCUCCUCAUCUCCCGGCUGUGGCUCUUCUAACCCAGAGCAGGCUGGCACCGGGGCCCCUGGGGCGCCAUCAGUCACUCCCAGCAACCCUGAGACCGAAGAGGACAAAGCCAAGAAGCUGCUUUACUGCUCACUGUGCAAAGUGGCCGUCAAUUCGCUCUCCCAGUUGGAGGCCCACAAUAAAGGCACUAAACACAAAACCAUUCUGGAAGCCCGCAGCGGACUGGGCCCCAUUAAGGCAUACCCUCGUUUGGGUCCGAAGCCCAGCGGGGAGCAGGGAGGCGGGGCCACAGACCCCAAUACUCAGGAACGCACCUUCCACUGUGAGAUCUGCAACGUGCGGGUCAACUCAGAACUGCAGCUCAAACAGCACAUAUCAAGUCGAAGGCACCGGGACGGAGUGGCAGGAAAGCCAAACCCCCUCCUGAGCCGACACAAGAAGCACAGGGGAGCUGACCUUGCAGAUCUCACCAAAGCAUUAGGCGCUGGCCUCCUGCCGAGUCCUCUGGCCGUUGCUGCGGCAAUGGCAGCGGCGGCCUCCUCCAAUCAGCUCGCUCUUCGUGCAGCAGCCCCCUCCCCCCAUCCGCAUCAUCACCUCCUGCAGGGUCCGCCCCUCAGCCACGCCAUCUUGAGACCAGCUCCGGGGCCCAUACGCACCUCACACGGGCCGAUCCUGUUCUCGCCGUACUGACUCCGCCCUCACCUCCCCCCCCCUUAGCCAAUCACAGCCAGUCCGGAGCCUCACCUCCAAAAGCACACUGUGAAGACGAAAAAAUAGUGAAACACCACAGCAAUGACAAGAAUCGGCCCAUCAACAAUAACGUCAAUCAUCAAAUCAAGCAGAAGGGGGCGCAUCCACAAAAGAGGGUGCGACUGGCGUUCCAACUCUCUUUCCAUCACCCUUAACCACCUCCUUCAUCUCCGUUUGUUCGGAUCGAGUGAUUUAUUUGUUGGUGGAUGAAUGAACGAAUGCAGGGAUUGUUGGAAUAGAGCAAUAUCGUAUGCAGAGUGCAUCUGACGUCCUUGUUCCUUCCCUCUAUUUAUACUCAUACUGUGAGGUAGCAGCAGUCACAUGGUAGCCAGACAUGCUGGAAUCAGUUUCUAGACACCCCAAAACACACAAAGACUACAGUUAAAUGUUGUUCUAAAUAAAUGCACCCUCAACCCUAUGCACCUUGAGAAACCUACAGAAACCAUCAGUACGCUUCUCGUAGUAUUCGCUGUAUUCAACUUGUCCUGUCUGGCUUUGGCAUCUUUGCAAGAGGAAAACGCCCCAAUCUCUGUCGCAGUUCCACCACGUCAAGACUCAGAGCAGGGGAUUGUGGGGAAGGUCUAAGGAUGCCGACACUUUCCCAAUUCUGGCUCAAAUUGAGAAGCUUAGAUGGCGCCCGACUUCAUACAGUCGCAUCUCUCUAGAAAAACGGAGGGAUUCAGAAGAGACACUCGAGAUUUCUUUUGUGUCGCUUUUACAUCGGUUUGCGCUAGGAGCGGUUGACUGAAAAACCCCAGACCCCUGUCUUAGAUCUUAGAAAAUCAGUAGACGUCUAUUUAUUCUAUUAUGUAGCGUAGUUUAGUUCAGAACAUCCAAGCUGGUUGACUUUAGAAAUAUUCCGAAGUGAAAUAUGUAUGUAGAGGAUGAUGUAACUGCUGAAAUAAGAUGGACGGGUACUUUGAUUCUCAGAGAAAGGCAACAAACCUAAGCACACAUUUGGACUUACAGUACAUACAGGCUCCUCUGUUCAUUCUGUCUCCGUAUGUUCGGUGGACAUUAUGCAACCCCAAGCAAUAUGGCCCCCCUUCUGUCCGACUUCCGCGUUCAGUCUCACGAGACGGCCUGCAUCCUGCAAGGACUGACACCACAGGUCAGCUACUCCAGCGGACGCCCAUGAGAGUCUAGAAAAAUGAACAGAUAGAAGACGCAGAGGAGGUCACAGAGGACACGACUGUGCAAUCUCCCCUUUUUUUGGUAUGAACUUCCUGUCUUGAAUCUAAAGCCAUGCAAUGCAUAUUAUUUUUGUUCUUUUAUUAUGAAUUGUUUUGAUGUUGUUUUUUUGGUUUGUUUUCAUAGCACACUGUUACGUUGAACAAAUAUUGUUGUGGAAAUUCAAAAAAAAAAAAAAAUCAUUGAGCAAAAGAAAAAAACAGGAAUAUUUUUCUAUGGAAGAUUGAAAACCUGCACUCGGGUGGGAUCUACAUGUAGAAAUAGCGUUCGGUGGAAGUAAAGUAACAUAAGCAUAAACAUCAAACUAGGGCCUGUCGUGUUGGUGGAGAUACGCGACAGUUCACUGAUAAGCAAAGUGCGACAAUGUCUUACUGUUGUUUAGAUAUUGCAAUGCAAUAAGCAAUUGUCAUUUGUUGUAGAAGAGAAUUUAUAAAUGGUACGGCUGCUAAAAGGCCUCCAUGUUCUUCCACAGAGAUAAACUAGCCUUUUUAGUACAAAACCGGGGCGUUUAAAGCAAGAAAGGGGCACCCACAGGGACAGGCCCUUCAUAUUAAAGGGUCUUUUCUCAUCUCUGAGUGGGGGACAGGGUAUAUCUGAACGCAAACAAUGUGUAGUCAGCCAUAGCCUAUGCGUAUGUAGCUUAGUUCAUUUUUUUGUUUGUUCGUGGCAUUGUUUGCAUUGUGUGGGAAACGUCAUGAUAAUGCCAUUACUUCAUGCUAACUGUGGUUAGCGUCCACCAUUGUGCUUUGAUGGAACGUUACCUCCGUUUCUUAUUAGUUUCCGAAGCACUAUUAUGGGUGCUGUAGUUUCAUGUCGGUGUGUAUUGUGUAGUGUUGUGUGCGUAUCGGAUAGAAUCCGGUUCUAGGAAACCUGACAGAAUCUGGCUUAAGGGAUAGUUCACCCAAAAAAUGACAUUUUUGUUGUCAUUUACUCACCCUCAUGUCAUUUCAAACCUGUUUCAACAGGACAAAGGAUAAAAUGACAGUUUUUAAUUACCAGGGGAUAUCGAGCUCCAAAACAAGCACCACAGUGUCAGAAAGAUCUAUGACUCCUGUGUGAAUUCUUUUGAAGAAAUAAUGAUUUAAAUCAUACUUGCAAACUCGCCGUUCUGACAUUGAAAUUCACAUCAUUAGUGUAAAUCGAAGGAGUUUUUAGUGGGAAGCGCCACCUACUGUCAGAGAAUGAAUAAGCAUUUUUAUUCAGCCUAUCUGCUGUUUCUUUUUUUCUUUUUCUUUUUUAUAAUCAACUUUUGUCAAAACUUUCAUCAUUUAAACUAUGAAAUUGUUUAAAUCAUAGUUUUUACAGUCACUUUACAGGAAGUUUAGGAUGUUACCAAAGCAUGUAGUUUCAGAAUUAAAAACUGUUGAUUCCAGGAAUUUUUUUUUUUUUUUUUUUAAAGAAAAUUCCCUGACCAAGCAUAUCGAUUCUUUAAAAGAUAUAUACUUUUGUGUUCUCUGGAGGAACAAAAAUAACAGCAUAUGGGUUUGGAACUACACAAGGGUGAGUAUAAAAUGAACAAGUUGUAAUUUUUUGCGAUGACCCAUUCCUUUAAACUGCACAUUUGCAAUCAGCUGUUUCUAUCCCAAACUUAAUCAUUAAAACAAUCAGUGGACAGUGUUUUCAGCUGAUUUCAGAUGAGCAUUUUGGGAUAACACUAUGCGCACUGACACAUGCUGUAGUUUGAAACCAGGUGUCCAGUGCCCCAUUGAAACCAUGUGAGGUGAUAAAGCCAUCACAGCUUACACACUCCACAGGCUCGAGACAGACUCGCUUAGUCCCAUCCGUCAACACUGUAAAGAACACGUUCAUCCUGUAGUCAGAAUAAUGUCAUCACUGUACAGAAUUGUCUUUGGUAGAUUUAUUCAACCUUUCAGGGCAGGUGUAAUGUUAGUUGGUGAAGUCUAUUUUAGCCUUAGCCUUAUUCCACCCCAGGCCUCUCCAGGAGCGGACGCGGAUGGAGAAGCUUCGGUCAAACUUCGUCUUGCCAAUAAAUUUAUUUUUGAAUUGAGUUGUCAGAUGGGAAAACAGUAUGUGUGAUGGAACGUAGCAAUAUUCAACUCAUACUGGCUACUCGUUUAUUGCAAUAAGGAAAUCAACCAAUAGAUGCAUAUGUGAGUAAAAUAUUAUAGAUGUAAUUUAAAUCAAACACAGAAAAUUAUGGAAAUACUUGGUAUCAGAGAAACUUGGAGUUACCACAGGGGGGGAAAAAAAAAGAAGAAAAAAAAAUCAAUGUCUAUAAAUCAAUAAAGAAUAUUAAAACUCA